AUGUCCACGGAAAAAGCACAAGCGUUCGCCCAUCGCGUCGUCGAGUUCGCCGACUACGAGCAAUGCGUCAAGUUCUUUCUGGAGAAGGACAUUGACUUUGACCGGUCUAAUGACAUGGGCUGGACGGUGCUCAUGAGCGUCUGUGCCUGUGGCCGUGACGACCUCGUGGGGCUCUGUGUCGACCGAACAACCGCACUCGACUCUGCGACAACGACAAACCGAACGACUGUGCUGCAUCUAUCGGCCAUGUCCAAGAACGUGCGGGUGAUCGAGGCGCUCGCGGCGACUCGCGAACGGAAGCACAAGCUGCAGCAAGUCAUUGACCAGACCAACGCACACGGCGACACGGCUCUGAUGAUGGCGUGCGUUGCCAAGAACGUUCGCGCGGUGCAGCUGCUUGUCGAGAUGGGGGCAAACACGAGCGCUGCCAAUGCGAGUGGCAUGACGGCCCUCAUGUGCGCUGCACGCAUUGGCAACGAUCCUCGUCCCGGGGUCGCAACAGCUGAGGAGCGGAUGGAGCACAGCGCUCGCAUACUGGACGUGCUUCUUGCAACUGGAGCCGAUGUCAACGUCGUCGAGAAGGCAGAGGGCAACACGGCGCUGCAUCUGGCCGUGCUGAGCGCGAACCUCCAUGCGGUCGAGUCGCUGACGGCACGUGCACGAGGUCUGGACCUGACCGUGCGAAACCGAGCAAAGCAGACAGCACUGGACGUGUGCAAGCGCAUGUCAGGCGUGACGUCUGCGCGGAUCGAAGACCGGCUGCGUGACAAGUGGGCUCAGCACGAGCAAGCGGCGGCCCAGUUGAGCGUCGAGAUGGAGCGAGAGCUGCUGCUGUGCUUGGCGGUGGGUCCUCCAACAGGCGAACCGAACCACAAGCCGACGUCGGUGGCACAGCCUCGUAGGAAGCACGACAAGAAGACUGCGGAGAACGGCGAGGCGUUGACCAGCGCCUUGUCGUCGGCAAGCGCUUCAGCUUCAGCACCAGAGCUGGACGACGGUCUUGCAAGCGUGAGCACGACGGAGCCUUCUGGACCAGACACUGCUAGUGCAGAAGUCGGACUGCAACUCCAUUUAGUGCGAGUCGACGAAGACGUUCACGAUGCUGAAAGCUCUUGGCACAGCGUCGUCACGAAGAAAAGUCGGCGUAAGGAUACGGUGCGCGGAAAAGCAGAAGCCAAACCCAUGCGUGAGAGCAAAACGCUUCCUCGCAAACCCCUUCCAGCCACCGCGAAGCAUCUGCAACCACUUGCCGAGUCGGACCGAGUUCCAGCGGAGCAAACGAGUUCAGAUCACACCGAGGUACCAAUCUCGACGAAACCAGUGCCACAAGCUUCUCUGUCGAGCCAGCCUCGUGUCCCUCGUACGACAAAGACCCCCACGUCUGCAAUCGAGCGCAGGCACGUGACGUCCAAGUUGGAUGACAGCGAGCUCUCGACGUCAAGUAUCUCCUACGACGUGAUGAACACGAGCUUCCACCGAACGUUUCCCGUGACAGCUGAGCUAGAGAUUAACGUGGAGAAGUUCCUCAUUGCAUCGUCCACAAGCGACCGCGAGCUCGAGCCCACUGGUAGCUUGAGCAUCUCUCAAGUCGAAGCCCUGCAAGAGUCACACUGGCAGGCGUACCAUUACCUUAAUGAGAAAAAGAUCGAAUUGACGCGAGUACUCGAAGCUCAACGCGUCGAGGCCCGAUUCGCCUUGCAGCACGAGUUGAUGCAGUGGAAGUGA
Hyaloperonospora brassicae is the source of this 1725-nucleotide messenger RNA. NCBI's taxonomy places the organism in Eukaryota, Oomycota, Peronosporomycetes, Peronosporales, Peronosporaceae. The record is from the annotation of a GenBank genome assembly.